Molecule: messenger RNA, 609 nt
Organism: Racocetra persica
Lineage: Eukaryota; Fungi; Glomeromycota; Glomeromycetes; Diversisporales; Gigasporaceae
Source: the annotation of a GenBank genome assembly
AAUCAAAUAAUGAUGCUUAAUACGAAGGAAAAUUCUGGGAAAAAGAAGAUGUGUUCAAAUACACCAGAAAACGUUUAUGCGAAUGUCAAAACACCGUUUUCAUACACGGAAGGGUUCCAUUAUUUAGUAAAUUGGGUUAAAGAAAGGAUUGUGAGAGCGUUGGCUACAUUUCGGCCAUCGUUUAUUGCACUUAUAAUGAACUUGACUGAAGAAGAUUUGAUUUUUAUGGAAAAAUGUUUCCAGAGAACAAUAUUAGAAUUUGAGAAGCUUAUAAGUUUUUCUGGAACACCAACGGUUGUUUGGCGUAGAACAGGAGAGAUCGCCCUAGUGGGUAAGGAAUUUUUGUUGCUAACGCAAUGGACUAAAGACCAAUUACUUGGAAAAACAACGUAUAUAUACGAGGUCAUGGAUAAUCAAUCUGCUGUAGAAUAUUGGGAGAAAUUUGCAGCACAUGCAUUUGAUAACUCAAGACAAUCUGUCAUGACUACAUGUAUUCUUAUGAGACCAUCUGGGAUGCCAGUUCCUUGUGCUUUCUGUUUUACCAUCAAACGAGAUAUAUUUGAUAUUCCGUUAGCCAUUGUAGGAAAUUUCUUACCAAUUUUAAGUUGA